UACGCGGCAGAAACCGAAACCGCCAGCGGGUGGACAACUAACAGCACCUAGAUGUUUACUUCGUACAAGUUUAACAGUCUUUGCUGUCUGUAGAUCACUCUGCUGGUCGCCUGUUCUUUCGCGAAUGAGUGCCCACGUGUGUCUACCACCACUGUGACGCAGUCGACACAUUUAGUUUUUAAGUUUGAUGACCCGGCUAGGCUAGGCUCGUUAGCUGCUAACAUUAGCAGCAGAGGAAGCAGUGCAGUAAGUUGGUACUUUUGCAGUGUUUCAGCGUCUUAAGUUGUUCUGACAGCCCAUAUGGCUCCUCAAGGAUUACUUGUUUGCAGGUAACUAGACGUACUGGCUUAGUUCGAAGUGUGAGUGGUAGUCAUCUGAAGUUGUGCUCUUUAAGUCCCUCAACAUGUCUAAUCAGCUGACCGCAGAGCAGCAGCGAAAGAUUGAGGAGAACAGGCGGAAGGCUUUAGAGAAGCGAGCCCAAAGACUUGGACAGGCUGUCAGCACCAAUAAGCAGACCUCAGAAGGAUUGAGCAGUACUUCAGUGCAGAUACAGCCCCCUAAACAGAGUGUUGCUCCGUAUCUUGCUGCCCUACCCAGUGACAGAGACGCAUCCAGCUCAGUUUCUGCACCAAAACUGUUUGUUCCACCCCCCAGAAAAGAGACACAGAGCUUCAGCAGCCAAAAUCAGGGCCCCAAGCAUCAGCAGUCAUCUGGUGGUGGCAACCAAAUCAACCAGAGUGCGCUGUGUAACAGCAGACAGAUACAAGUUAUUGACCCACUUCCUCAGACAAGUCAACACGUGAGCAGCACUGUCUUGUCUAGUGGAGGAAACAUCGGCGUGAAACCAGCACAGCCUAAACCUACCCUCACCUCCAGCAGCUCUGGUGGUGCAGUUGGCUCAUUCUACAAGCAAGCAACUAAUAAACCUGUGGCAUCGCUUCCCUCAAACCUCUCAACUUUGAGUGCUGUACCUGCAAAAAAGGCUGCCAUCUCUGCGAGAGGAAAAUGUGUGCUUCACACAGAGGACCGCUUCAGAGUCGAAGUGGGCUACCAUGCUGAGCUUAUUGCUGUUUUCAAAUCCAUCCCUUCCAAGACCUAUGACCCUGCCACAAAGAUGUGGAACUUCAGCCUGGAGGACUAUCAACAGCUAAUGGAAGAGGUGGCCUCCAUUCCCUCUGUGUCUUUGAGGCCUCUGGAGGGCAUGGAGGCGGUGGAUGUUGCAGCAGCCACCAGCCGAGCUCGUGACGGCGCAGCACUGGGGGCACUGCUGAAGCUGUGCAGCGGCUGGCAGAAACCUGGAGCCACUCUGCAAGGCCAGUGCAUCCUGGUGUCUCGGACGAAGUUUGAGGUUGACAUUGGUUACCAUGUCGAUGUCAUUGCAGCGUUCAAGCAAAUGCCAACAAAGAACUAUGACAUGAAAACAAGAAAGUGGAGCUUUUCACUUGAGGAUUACAAGAGACUCAUGGAUCUCCUCAGUGGGAUAGCAGCAGUGGAGGUGGAGCCUCUGCCCAGGGCAGUAAUCCAGGCUUUCUCUGCCAGGUUUGACGGGACUGAAGCCAGGUCUUUAGACGUCCCUGAGGCAGACCUCUCCAACAUCGAUUCCACUCUCACCCUGAGCCUUAUGCCCUUCCAGAGGGAGGGAGUCAAUUUUGCAGUGUCUAAACAAGGCCGCCUCCUCCUGGCUGAUGAUAUGGGCCUGGGAAAGACAGUGCAGGCCAUCUGCAUAGCAGCCUUCUACAGGGAUGAGUGGCCCUUACUGGUGGUGGCUCCUUCCUCUGUACGAUUCACCUGGGCUGAGGCCUUCAGACGCUGGCUCCCCUCCCUGAGUCCCGACAGCAUCAACGUGGUGGUGAAGGCUAAAGACAGUCUACGGUCUGGUUUGGUCAACAUCAUCAGCUACGACCUGCUGAGCAGGAUGGACAAGCAACAGCCAGGAAACCCCUUCAGUGUUCUCAUCAUGGAUGAGUCCCAUUUUCUGAAGAACAUAAAGACUGCUCGGUGUAAAGCUGCAUUGCCCCUGCUGAAGGCAGCAAAGAGAGUGAUUCUUCUGUCUGGGACCCCUGCCAUGUCCAGGCCCUCUGAGCUCUACACCCAAAUUCUGGCUGUCAGACCUACACUCUUCCCUCGCUUCCACGAGUUCGGGAUGCGCUACUGCAAUGCCAAACAGAUGACUUGGGGCUGGGACUACUCAGGCUCCUCUAACCUUGGGGAGUUGAAGCUGCUGCUGGACGAGUGUCUGAUGUUGCGCCGUCUCAAGUCCGACGUCCUGUCCCAGCUUCCUGCAAAACAGCGCAAGGUUGUCACAGUGACCAUAGAUGGGAUCAACACCCGCACAAAAGCUGCUCUGUCAGCUGCUGCCAAAGAAUUAGCAAAGGGACACCGCAAUAAAAUAGAAGAGAAGGAAGCCCUCCUCAUCUUUUAUAACCACACAGCUGAAGCUAAGCUACAAGCUAUUAUGGAGUACAUCACAGACAUGCUGGAGUGUGGGAGGGAGAAGUUUCUAGUGUUUGCCCACCAUAAGUUAGUUCUGGAUCAUAUCACCUCCGAACUGGGGAAAAAGAACGUCAGUUUCAUCCGUAUUGACGGGGCCACACCAUCAGCUGAGCGACAGCAGCUGUGCGAGAGGUUUCAGUACUCAGCCAAGACCUGUGUGGCUGUGCUGUCCAUCACUGCAGCUAACAUGGGUCUGACCCUGCACUCUGCAGACUUGGUGAUCUUUGCUGAGCUUUUCUGGAACCCCGGGGUUCUCAUUCAGGCAGAGGAUCGGGUGCACCGUAUUGGACAAACCAGUAAUGUGAACAUUCACUACCUGGUUGCCAAGGGAACUGCUGAUGAUCACCUGUGGCCAAUGAUCCAGGAAAAAAUGAAUGUCUUGGAGCAAGUAGGUCUAUCUGAGUCAAACCUCUCAGACAACGCAGUGAACGCCAGCUUCCACUCUAAGGACCCUAACCAGAGGAGCAUCAUGGAGAUGUUCCAGAGAUCUUUCUCAGCAGAUGACGACAUAGAUGAAGCUAUCUUACUGGAGGCUGCAAACGAUUGGGAGGACACUCCGCCUGAAAAUAGCACUGGUCAGCACCACAACAUGGUUGGACAAAGCCCCAGCACAAGGAGCAUCAAAGACUUUUUCAGCAGAUGACUUGGAAAAUGUUUUGACUUUGACUAGUUUUCAGGCUAUCAUGACUGAUGUGACGUUAUCUUGAUGUAAAAUAAUGGUUUCAUAAAUCUAUAUAUAUGUUUUGUUAAUAAAAUAAAAUAAAUAAAUCUGA
Lates calcarifer (barramundi perch) is the source of this 3266-nucleotide messenger RNA. It is a transcript of the gene smarcal1, whose product is annotated as SWI/SNF related, matrix associated, actin dependent regulator of chromatin, subfamily a-like 1. The record is from RefSeq and is a predicted model, not a curated record. Gene Ontology annotation, biological process: DNA repair; replication fork processing. Gene Ontology annotation, molecular function: ATP binding; ATP-dependent chromatin remodeler activity. Lineage: Eukaryota; Metazoa; Chordata; Actinopteri; Centropomidae. Gene Ontology annotation, cellular component: nuclear replication fork.